Fopius arisanus is the source of this 542-nucleotide messenger RNA. RefSeq names its product ribosomal protein S30 (gene RpS30). The coding region runs from base 82 to 480 and encodes 132 amino acids. The transcript has 5 exons. NCBI's taxonomy places the organism in Eukaryota, Metazoa, Arthropoda, Insecta, Hymenoptera, Braconidae. Gene Ontology annotation, cellular component: ribosome; cytosolic small ribosomal subunit. Gene Ontology annotation, biological process: translation. Gene Ontology annotation, molecular function: structural constituent of ribosome. The record is from RefSeq and is a predicted model, not a curated record.
UGAAUUAAUCCUUAACUUCCGGAAGUUGCAGUAAUUCGGCCUUUACGUUCUGCACACGCAAGCGAGUUAGAAAAAAAAAGCAUGCAGUUGCACAUUCGAGGCCAGACGACGCACGUCCUCGAGUGCCAGGGGACUGAGUCUAUCGCUGAAAUCAAGGUCGCACUUUCUGCAUUAGAAAAUGUCGGGUCCGACGAUUUUACCCUCCACUGUGCUGGAACACCACUGAGUGAUGACACCAACGUGGCCGACCUCUCUUCCUACAUUUUGGAAUUGACAGUUCCUCUGCUCGGAGGUAAGGUCCACGGUUCCCUCGCUCGUGCUGGAAAAGUCAAGGGUCAAACCCCGAAGGUCGAGAAGCAGGAGAAAUCGAAGAAGAAGACCGGAAGAGCCAAAAGGCGAAUCCAGUACAACAGGCGGUUCGUGACUGUCGUACCAACGUACGGAAGACGUCGGGGCCCCAAUGCCAAUCCCAACACAUAAACGCAUUGACAGCGACAAAAUGUCAUUCUGAUUUAUUAAAAUAAAUACCACACUUCAAUAUU